UAUUCCCGCUCAUCACAUGUUCUGUGCCUUUUCGAAAUAAUAGUGGAAAAUCGACUGAAGAAACACACGAUCCCCUCUUUCUAUCCCCACUGCUCAUUUCUAGGGUUUGGGUCCUGAAUUGUUGAAUAUUGAAAGAUGGCUUUAAUUGAUAAUCCGAGCUCCGAUUCAACAGAUCCACUUCAACUAAACUCUCUAUUAUCUUUCUGUCAUCGCACCUUCAAGGAUAUGCCGGCGCCUAAUGACUCCGACGACUUCGAUUCCGUUCAUAAUUUUCUCAAACUCAAGGGAUUAAAUAAAAAUGAGGAGCUUUUUGAUGAUGCCAAGGCAGUUUUGGGUUCUGAACUUGCACGAAGACCUGGUUUGGGACUGAAACGUGCACGCCCAAGUUUUUGUUUGAGGCCGGAUAAAGGUCCUAUUGUGAGUUUGGAGACCACUUUGGACAUUGAUAAGCUGCAAGACCCGGAUGAGUUUUUCUCGGCCUUUUACAGACAAGAAUUUGCCAGAGAAGAAAUAGAAAGACAAACAGGUGGCACUAUGACCGGGAAAAAUGAAAACAAUCCACCUGCUAAACAGCGUCGCCGUCGACCAAGCCUUUUCGGAACAAAAGCCAGUUAUAAGCAUAAGUAUUCACUUGCAAUUCCUGAAGAUGAUGGCACUAUAGCCUCGCAAGAAAUAUCAGAGCAGGAUAAUCUCAAUUCAUCAAAUUUUGUUUCACAAGAGCACUAUGUUGCAUCACAGGAAGGGGAAUUAGAGCAGGCCAAUCUAAGUCCAUUAAAAUUUGGUUCACAAAAGCACAGUGUUGAAUCACAGAAAGGGGAAUCAGGACCAGUGUCUAAUUCUGAGAACGUUACUGGAGGGAUACUAGAUGAACUAUUAUCACAAGAUAUAGAAGAUUUAGAUGGGGAUGGGGCUCUGAAAUUGUUGCAGGAGCACCUGCAGAUUAAACCUGUUGACUUAGACAAAUGCCUCCAUGACUUUAGUGAUGCCGGAAACAUUGAUAUAAUGGACUUGGAAGAAGAAAUGCCAGUAAAGCGAAAGGCUCUGUUAGAUAUCCAGAAUAUUGUGGAUGGAUCAAUCAAAGAAAAUCCUGCCAGUCGUAAACGGUUGAAUAGAAAUGAAAGCCAUUCUCCAAUGUACUCUACUCUCCCAAAAAGCCCGUCUGCUGCAUCAUCUUUAUUUGGAGAGGGCAAAUCAUCGUCAAAACCAUUUCAUGUCCCAUUCUCAGCUGCCGAUCUUGACCUGUCACCUGCUAAAAGUCCUACACAUGAACACUUCAACGGACAAUCAGAUAACCUUUGUACAAUGAAUGAGCCGAGUGUUCAUGGAGACUUUAACUUACAAGCGGACGCCGAAGCUAAAAAUCAUGCUUGUGCCACUCCAGGUUCAAAACCGGUGAUGCCAGGAGAUAGCUGUUCGGAAAAAUCUGCAAGCAUAGAUUUUACUACAAGGACAGAGGACUCUCAUGAUGGCUUGGUAGAUAAGAAUGAGGGCAAUCAUGUUGGAGAAAUAUUGAAUGAAACUGUUUCUUCUGCGCAACCGGAUAUUGGUAAUGCUGAAUUGGCUAGGGGUAGUCCUGAAACUGAUCUCCAGGCACAUGGUUUGACUGAGUUUGAGAAGACUAUUGAGAACAUACUUCAGGGAGAUUCUACCCAACCAGGUGCCGACAUUGCUGACUCAGCGACUGAAAAUUUAAAGAUCAGCCAAAGUGAGAUUGGUAACAAAGAACCUUUUGCUGCUGAAGGCGCAUUUAUGGAUGGAUGUAUGUCAAAUGCAGAAAGUGGCUUAGAGCAACAAAACAAGGAACACACUGAGAUUUCUCUUAAUGACAGAAGGAAAGCAGCUAGACCACGUGGAUCUAAGAAAAGAAAAGAACUUUCUUGUAGGCAAAGUCUUGCAGGGGCUGGUACAUGCUGGACUUCUGGUGUACGACGGAGCAACAGAAAUAGAACAAGGCCAUUGGAAUAUUGGAAAGGAGAAAGAUUUUUACGUGGACGUGUGCAUGAGAGUCUGGACACAGUAAUUGGGAUCAAGUGUAUUGCUACUCCAUCACCAGGUCAGAAAGUGCCCAGGUUCAAGGUGAAAUCUUAUGUAUCUGAUGAACAUAAUGAGCUUGUUCAAUCACUAGCACUGCACUGAUAUCCUUAAGGAAAUUCGUGGUUAUCUUGUAUAUGUAUCCGUAUUCCUGUUCUUUGGCUUGGUACAAAAAGGUUGCCACCUACCCAAAUUCUGUAGAAAAGAUUUACUCACGUUGUACUGAAUCUUGUCACCAACUGGAGGUUUUGAAAACACUACAAAGUAGCCUUGAACAAGAUUGCAUUA
Molecule: messenger RNA, 2319 nt
Organism: Daucus carota subsp. sativus
Lineage: Eukaryota; Viridiplantae; Streptophyta; Magnoliopsida; Apiales; Apiaceae
Product: centromere protein C
Exons: 12
Coding region: 136-2136 (666 amino acids)
Biological process (GO): kinetochore assembly; spindle attachment to meiosis I kinetochore; attachment of mitotic spindle microtubules to kinetochore
Cellular component (GO): kinetochore
Molecular function (GO): centromeric DNA binding
Source: RefSeq, a predicted model, not a curated record